AUGGUUCCCCAAAUCAAGCAGGACCCAGACGCUCAGACGGCGCCAUACAUCAAACCCGACCCCGAGAGCAAAGACACCGUCCUCGCCGACAUCGACGACGAGGAUCUGUACGAAGAUGCCGGCGACCUAGAUUUCUCGCAGGCGCAGCGGAGCGUGUGGCUCUCGCGCCUGCCCCGGUCGCUAUGGGAGCAUUGGUCGAACAUCACCAACCACCUGGACGACGACGAGGAGGUUCAGAUCGGAACGAUGAGAGUGGAAGGGACACCGAAAGAUAUCAAACGAGUCAGCUUGCGCAUCCCCGAGCGAGACGAUAACCGCGAAAUCCCCAAAGACUAUAUCCUGCAGCGACAGACGAUAAACACGGAAGCCACGUCGCACUCGACGCAAAACACCUACCUCUUUACGGAACGGGAAAUUCCCGGCCAGGAAAAUCGCAUGGUCGUCUUUGGCGAGGCUCGUUCCGCGCUGUACGAAUCGAUGAAGCGUGAGAUGAAGAAGAAGGAGCGCAAGAAGAAGUGGGAGCCCUACGUGCGCAAGACUGUGCCUAAACAAACGGCGCUGGUUGGCAGUAUUGGGGAGGAGUUUAACUGCUUGCCGGUUGAGAAUGAGGAAUUCAGGAUGUUGUCGGAAAAGAAGGCAAUGGAGGCGCUGAAACCCAAGCGUGAGACCGUCUUCAUCGAUAAGAUCCCCGGCAAACUGCUCCAGUCGCGGAAUGCGCUGCCGAGCGACAAGGGUGCCUUUGUGCAAGCUACCAAGCCUGCCAAGCUCAAGGCCCAGGAGAACAAAACCACGCGUAUGCCGCAGAACGAGCUGCUGGAUCUCAUCUACCAGGCCUUCCGCGAGUACAAGUACUGGCCUUUUAAGACGCUCAAGGCCCGGCUACGACAGCCUGAGGCAUAUCUCAAGCAGACUCUGGAGCUGGUGGCUCAUUUGGUCAAGUCGGGAGACUUCGCAAUGACCUGGGAGCUCAAGCCGGAAUUCAAGGAGAGCAACUAUGCGACCGCGAUGGCCUAUGGCAAUGCCAAGGAGGAGCUUCCUCCUGGUCUCGACUAUAACUUUGAUGAAGCCUCGGAGGAUGACCCGAUGGCGUCGGGAAUGGUGACUGAUAAUGAUGAUGCACAGUUUGAGAAUGUUGUCUAA
Messenger RNA from Aspergillus japonicus CBS 114.51, 1140 nucleotides. Its product is annotated as transcription factor IIF subunit TFG2. The transcript has 4 exons. Gene Ontology annotation, cellular component: transcription factor TFIIF complex. Bases 1 to 1140 code for a protein of 379 amino acids. Gene Ontology annotation, biological process: transcription by RNA polymerase II; transcription initiation at RNA polymerase II promoter. NCBI's taxonomy places the organism in Eukaryota, Fungi, Ascomycota, Eurotiomycetes, Eurotiales, Aspergillaceae. The record is from RefSeq and is a predicted model, not a curated record.